GAUAUGAGUGCUUUAUUAUUUGUGUUCACAUUUUUUGUGGUUUGUGCACCGAGAGUGAUAGUAACAGAAGAGUAUCGAACAGUUGAAACGAAUUGUGGUCAAAUUCGUGGUAUUAAAAAAUCAUCUCUUCUGAAAAAUGUGGAUUAUUAUUCAUUCAAAGGUAUUCCAUAUGCGGAGCCACCGAUCGGAGAGCUAAGAUUUAAAGCCCCAGAACCGAUUCGAGAACCAUGGUCAAAUGUUCUUGAUGCAUUCGAGCAUGGUAACACAUGCAUUCGGCCAAAUACAAUUUCGAAUGAUGACUAUCCACAAGAUGAAAACUGCCUCUUCUUGAAUAUUUAUGUACCAGCCAGUGGUAAAUUGGAUAAUAAAUUGGCUGUAAUGUUUUGGAUAUUUGGCGGUGGUUUUUUUGAUGGGACCGGUAACGAUGAUAUAUAUGGUCCCGAUUUUCUCAUCGAAAAGGACGUAAUUUUGGUAACUAUUAACUAUCGUGUGGGAGUAUUUGGAUUUCUGUCAUUCGAUAUGCCAGAAUAUUCGGGAAAUAUGGGCUUAAAAGAUCAACAAUUGGCAUUAAAAUGGAUUUAUGAGAAUAUCGAUCAAUUUCACGGUGACAACAAACGAAUCACUGUCUUUGGUGAUAGUGCUGGUGGUAUAUCGGCACAUUUUCAUGUGUUAUCAAAUGAAUCAAGACAAUAUUUUCGUAAUGCAAUCGUAAUGAGUGGAACGGCAGAUAGUAUUUGGUCAUUGUCCGAAGUGCAUAAUCAUACGUCAUUGGCAUUUCAAAUCGCUGAUGCAUUGAAUGAAACAAAAACCACAAUUGAAGAGUUGAUUGAAUACUUCAAAACGAUACCCGCGGAAAAAAUCAAAUACACAGCAAUGCAUGAGAGUAGUUUUUAUCGAACAAUGAAUUUCAAAUUUUCGCCGAUUAUUGAAAAAAAUAAUGCAAAUCAUCCAUUCUUGGUGGAAUAUCCGGAAGAAAUCUACAAAAAGUCCAACAUUGAUACUGACAUCGUAUUUUAUCACACUUCUUUAGAGGCUAUCUAUUACUUUCUAUAUAUUUAUCCAUUUAUGCAGUACAAAAUAUGGGAUUUGGAGAGUAAUUUCACUCUAAAGUUACCGUUUCGAAAUUUCAAUUUGUCAUUCGAAUCGAAUGAAUACCGUGAGUUGGCAAAACAAGUGCGACAAUUUUACUUUGGGAAGCGUGUUAUUGAUGAAAGCACUGCGAUGCAAUACAUGGAUUUAAUAAGUGAUAUCAAUUUUGUUUAUCCAACCGCAAAUUCAAUUCAACUUCAUCGAAAAACAUCAAAUGGGCGUGCAUUUUACAUUCGGUUUUCUGUGGACUCUGAAUUGAAUUUCUUGAAGGUGCUUGUGCCAGAAAAAAUCCAUCAUUCAAAUCGAGCGCACACACCAGGAGCAUCUCAUUAUGAUGCAGAAUGUUAUCUUUUCCGGUAUUGCAAUCUUUACCAAAACUAUUAUGACGCUGUUUUGAAAAAUGUGGACAGUGAACAAACGAAAAUUAGCCGUAACACCAUUGAAUAUAUGACCCGUCUAUUUUCCAACUUUGCUAAGCAUGGAGAGCCAACAUACAGAGAUGAAUUGAUCUCAGGUUUUCAGCCAGUUCAAAGUGAUGUAUUUAAUUAUCUUGAUAUCAGCAAUAAAGGUUUAAAGCUUGAAAUAAAUCCAAGGGAAAAGGCUAUUGAAUUUUGGAGUCAACUUAAAGCAAAUGCACAGAAAUUUACGGUCAUUAUGUGUGUCUUACGAAUUUUUCUAGUUCCAUUUAUCGUUUGUGUAUCGUUCUCUUGGACGAAUGCAGUUGUUGACGAUUAUCGAACGGUUGACACGUUCGAUGGCCAAAUUCGUGGCAUUCGAAAAACGACACUUAUGAAAAAUAUAGAUUACUAUUCAUUCAAGGGUAUACCAUAUGCGGAACCCCCAGUCGGAAAGUUACGAUUUGAACCACCCGAACCGAAAAAACCAUGGUCACCGAAAAUUCACGAUGCUUUUGAAUUUGGAAACGUUUGCUGUUCAGAGACUGGAAUUCCUUUUGGUGAUUAUCCAAAAGAUGAAAAUUGUCUUUUUUUGAAUAUCUAUGUCCCAGCUCAUGCAAAACCCGACAAUAAACUUGCUGUCAUAUUUCUUAUGCAUGGCGGGGGGUUUGUUGAAGGAAAUGGAAACGACUUUUAUAAUGGCCCUGAUUUUCUUAUGGAACAAGACGUAAUUUUCGUAACGAUUAACUAUCGUUUGGGUGUAUUUGGAUUUUUAUCACUCGAUACACCCGAGUAUUCGGGUAACAUGGGAUUGAAAGAUCAACAAUUAGCAUUGAAAUGGGUACACAAAAACAUUGGACAUUUUUAUGGUGACAAUAAAAGGAUCACAUGCAUAGGAGGAAGUGCUGGUGGAGCAUCUUGUCAUUUCCAUUUAUUAUCAAAUGAAUCACGACAAUUUAUUCAUAACGCAAUUUUGACAAGUGGAACAGCUGAAAAUAUUUGGUCAUUUGGUAGCCAAAAGGAUAUGAUAUCUGGGGCGUAUGAGUUCGCUGCUGAUUUGGGGAAACCACAAAAUUCUGUAAAUGAAUUAGUUGACCUUCUCAAAUCUGUACCGGCAGAAGAUAUAGUAAGACAGUGGCCACAAGAUCUUUCAAACUUUUAUAGGACAUUAUAUUUCCCAAUUGGUCCAGUUAUUGAAAGAAGUGAUGCGAAGAAACCAUUUAUGGUUAUUUCACCGCAAAAAAUAUUAGAAACAUCAAACAUCGAUACCGACAUCAUAUUUUCUACUGAUUCCUUAGAAAUGUUGGGAUUAUUCACAACUCUAUACGUAUUGAAACAAUAUGAUGUCUAUGAUCUGGAUACUAAUUUUACAUUGAAAUUACCUUUUAGAUAUUUUAAUUUUUCAUUUGAAUCGGAUCAAUAUCGUGAAAUAGCCAAUGAAGUGCGUAAAUUUUAUUUUGGAGAUGCUGUGAUUAACGAACAAAUGAUGAUGGAGUACAUUAAUUUAUUAAGCGAUUUAAAUUUCGUCUAUCCCAACUAUAAGGCAGCGAAAAUGCAUCAGAAAAAAUCAAAGGGCAGAGCGUUUUACACACGAUUUUCUGGAGAUACCAAGCUGAAUGUGUUUAAGGGAUAUUUUGUAAAAGAUUUUAUGAAUAUUCAGAAUAUUCCUGGAGCAGCUCAUGUUGAUGAAACUUGCUAUGUGCUUAGAUGUGCGUUUUUACAAGAUUAUUAUGACGAAAUGCUGCAGAACAUCGAUAGCGAACAAUCAAAAAUUCAACUUCAAUUGAUUGCAUCGUUAACGAAAUUGCAUUCAAAUUUUGCAAAAUAUGGAAAUCCAACUCAUAAUAAUGAACCCAUUGAAAACUUCGAUCCGAUUGAUGGAAAUGAGAUUAAAUUGCUUGAUAUCACCAAUGAUGGAUUGCAAAUAAAACAAGAACCAAGAAAAAAUGCAAUGGAAUUUUGGGAAAAACUCGAAGAAAAAGCGCAACGAUUCAUUCAAGAGUCUUGACUUGAGUAAAACCGCCGAAUAGGUGAUCGGAAAAAUUGGGUCCUUUUAACACAUUUUUAUUUCUUCAACCUUCACGACCUACUACUUUAUAUUGUAUCCAUUGGAAAAUAAAAAGUAGCACAUUUAUUUUCGAUUUCAAUAGA
This is a messenger RNA of Contarinia nasturtii (swede midge), 3635 nucleotides long. RefSeq lists its product as uncharacterized. The record is from RefSeq and is a predicted model, not a curated record. NCBI's taxonomy places the organism in Eukaryota, Metazoa, Arthropoda, Insecta, Diptera, Cecidomyiidae. The transcript has 19 exons. Bases 4 to 3492 code for a protein of 1162 amino acids.